AAACGAAGACACUUCGACCGGUCCACAGAGCAGCCAUGUAGGCCCGCAGGCAGGCAGCCAGCCCUUUGGUGAAAGGAAAAAGGACGAUCGUGUCUCGUCCGUCUGUCCAACGGCGGAGAUGGCGGAGAGGAGUGCGGCGGUGCUGGCUGCCCCACUGGUGGACCUCCUCCCUCCCGUCGACUUCUGCUGCGCUUAUGGCUCCUCUCUCCUCCCCAACAACCACGAUCAUACUUCUAUGGUGGACUACAUACUGGGAGUUGCAGAUCCCGUCCAAUGGCACUCCGAGAAUCUGGAGAGGAAUAGGAAGCACUACUCCAAGUGGAUGGCUCAUCUCGGCCCAGAAAUGAUUACGAGGGUUGCAGAUGGUGUCGGCGCCGGAGUGCACUUCAAUCCGUUCGUGGAGUGGAGAGAUAAGAUGAUAAAGUAUGGAGUCGUGCGGAUGCAUGAUUUAGCGAUGGAUGUAUUGACCUGGGACAGGUUCUACCUGAGCGGCCGAUUGCAGAAACCUGUCCGUGUUCUUAUUGAUAACUGGGAGAUAAGAAAGGUCAAUGUAAUUAAUUUAAAAUCAGCAACAUCUGCUUCACUUCUCCUUUUGCCACCUGAAUUUACUGAGGAAGAUCUAUAUUCGAAAAUUUGUGGCCUCUCAUACAUGGGUGAUCUGAGGAUGCUGUUUGCCGAAGACAAAAAUAAGGUGAAAAAGAUAGUCCAAGGAAGUUUCAAUUUAUUCCAAUCAAUGUAUCGGCCACUAUUACGAGAGUACGCAAGUGAUGGGUUACUGAAGAUGUCAUCUCUCGGUCAGCAGCAAUCAUUCAAGCAGGAAUGCGGUUCAUCUGCGACUAACUACCUCGUUUCUAUGCUUCCAGCGACAAUCCAAAGACAGAUUGGAGGAAAGUGUAGAGUAGAUGAAACAGGUAGAAUAAUAACACCCCAGAUCAUCGUAUCUUCGAAAGAGGAGGCCGCUAACUGCGUCCGUAAAGCUCUGAGACGGAUUGUUAUGGUCUCAAGUGUGAGGCAGGCGGUAUCCGGAGUGCUUGCCGCAGGCGGAGUAAAUGCCGCUCGAUAUCUCGGGAAAAAGAUAUCAAAGGCUUGGACGUCUAGAACAUCGUGAUUUGUAACCUGAAGAUGUAUUCUCAAGUGCAUUCGGUUUGGUUUGGGCAUGAAUUCUGAAGCGAUGACCUCUCAUUUCUCUUUUCCUUUUUGUUUUUUCAUUCCUGGGUUGACCUGCGAUCGUGGGAGAAACAGACGAGAGCACAGUCAAUUCUGUGUUUGGUUUUACAUUGCAUGAAGCAUACUACUAAUGGCAGUAAACGAAAUGGCGGACAGAUUUUCAGAUUACUGGGAUACUGGGUUAAAUUGAGGGGUAGUGUGGUACUCUGAAGAGGGUUUACUGAGACAUCCAUUGACGGGUUAUUGUUAUCGAUGAUUCGGCUAUGCUUAGCUGAUUAAUGGUAAUAACCCGAGUGCUCCUCUUCUUUCGCGCCCAACCAAUUAGUCCUAAACUGUCGUUUUAAUAUCGAGUUUGAUUAUCGUGCUCGACUAUAGUUUGAGUUGCUCAUUUGUUGUAAAAUGAAGUCCAGGAAAAUAGCAUGAUUCCGUAAUGUUUGUCCUUUGUUGCAACAAGAUGUGUACUAAGCUUCUGCUGAAACAUUGUGGAUUGCAUCAUCCUGUUGUGAAAUGGUAAAAAAAUUACUUCUUUUGUUGCAUGGUUAUAA
This is a messenger RNA of Ananas comosus (pineapple), 1712 nucleotides long. Its product is annotated as phosphatidate cytidylyltransferase, mitochondrial. Gene Ontology annotation, cellular component: mitochondrion. Gene Ontology annotation, biological process: CDP-diacylglycerol biosynthetic process; cardiolipin biosynthetic process. Bases 119 to 1108 code for a protein of 329 amino acids. The transcript has 10 exons. Gene Ontology annotation, molecular function: phosphatidate cytidylyltransferase activity. NCBI's taxonomy places the organism in Eukaryota, Viridiplantae, Streptophyta, Magnoliopsida, Poales, Bromeliaceae. The record is from RefSeq and is a predicted model, not a curated record.